This is a messenger RNA of Phaeoacremonium minimum UCRPA7, 579 nucleotides long. Its product is annotated as putative glutathione-dependent formaldehyde-activating enzyme protein. Bases 1 to 579 code for a protein of 192 amino acids. The record is from RefSeq and is a predicted model, not a curated record. Gene Ontology annotation, molecular function: S-(hydroxymethyl)glutathione synthase activity; zinc ion binding. NCBI's taxonomy places the organism in Eukaryota, Fungi, Ascomycota, Sordariomycetes, Togniniales, Togniniaceae. The transcript has a single exon. Gene Ontology annotation, biological process: formaldehyde catabolic process.
AUGUCGCCAUCUCUUCAUCCAUCCAUUGACAACGGUAUCACGCCCGGCGAUCCAAAUUUCGCCGGCGGGAAGCUUCGCUGCCACUGCAAGGAGGACCCUGUCGAAGUUAAUUUGGACAGCAACGUCCUGCACAACCACGCCUGCGGAUGCUCCAAGUGCUGGAAACCCAGCGGCGCGCUGUUCUCCAUCGUGGCCGUCAUCCCAAAAGACAAGGUAACCGUCACCGCCAACGGCGACAAGCUCCGCGUCAUCGACCCUCAGGCGGCAAUCCAGCGUAAUGCCUGCCGAGACUGUGGUGUGCACCUCUACGGGCGUAUCGAGAAGUCGCCUGAUGAGCACCCCUUUUCGGGACUGGACUUUGUGCACGUCGAGCUGUCGGACACGAAGGGCUGGCAGGAGCCGCAGUUCGCCGCCUUCGUCUCGUCCAUCAUCGAGCAGGGCUUCGAUCCCUCGGGCAUCGACGAGGUGCGCGCCCGGUUUAAGGAACUAGGACUGGAGACUUAUGACACCUUGUCCCCAGGUCUGAUGGAUGCCAUGGCUACUUGGACGGCAAAGAAGGCCGGACGCUUGCCCAAAUGA